Apus apus (common swift) is the source of this 4964-nucleotide messenger RNA. It is a transcript of the gene ATXN2, whose product is annotated as ataxin 2. Gene Ontology annotation, cellular component: cytoplasmic stress granule. Gene Ontology annotation, molecular function: RNA binding. Bases 129 to 3479 code for a protein of 1116 amino acids. Gene Ontology annotation, biological process: cytoplasmic stress granule assembly. The record is from RefSeq and is a predicted model, not a curated record. Lineage: Eukaryota; Metazoa; Chordata; Aves; Apodiformes; Apodidae. The transcript has 25 exons.
CGCUCGCACUGUUUGGGAGCAACCGGCCGAGCCAGCGGCGCCCCGGCCCCGCCAGCGCAGCGAGGCCCCGCGGACCGGCCCUCGCCCAGCCCCCGGCGCGCACCCCCGGCCCUUCUCCCCCUCUCGACAUGUCCCUCAAGCAAGCGGCGGCGGCGGCGCAGGCCGCCGGCAACAACCGCAAGCCCCCCGGCGGCGGCGGCCCCGGCCUCCCGUCAGCCGCGGGCGGCGGGAGGCAGAACAUGGGCAGAGGUCGCAGCAGUGGCAAAGGACCGCCCCAGCCUACUAUUUCUUUCGAUGGCAUCUAUGCAAACAUGAGAAUGGUUCACAUCCUUACAUCAGUUGUUGGAUCCAAAUGUGAAGUACAGGUGAAAAAUGGUGGUAUAUAUGAAGGAGUUUUCAAAACCUACAGUCCUAAGUGUGAUUUAGUGCUUGAUGCUGCUCAUCGGAAAACUGCAGAAUCCAGUUUGGGGCCAAAACGUGAAGACAUAUUAGAGAGUAUCUUGUUCAAGUCUUCAGACUUUGUCAUGGUGCAUUUUAAGGAUAUGGAUACCAAUUAUGCGAGAAGAGUUCCUUCAGAAACAGAUGCUUUUACUGAUUCAGCCAUCAGUGCUAAAGUUAAUGGUGAACACAAGGAAAAGGAUCUUGAACCUUGGGAUGGAGGAGAGACCACCGCUGCUGAGGAGCUUGAGCCAUUAGAGACAGAUGUUUCUAAUGGAUGGGAUCCCAAUGACAUGUUUCGUUUCAAUGAAGAAAAUUAUGGUGUAGUAUCAACUUAUGACAGCAGUUUAUCUUCUUAUACGGUGCCAUUAGAAAGAGAUAAUUCAGAAGAGUUUUUAAAACGGGAAGCCAGAGCAACUCAAUUAGCAGAGGAAAUUGAAUCAAGUGCCCAAUACAAAGCUCGGGUUGCCUUGGAAAAUGAUGAAAGAACAGAAGAAGAAAAAUAUACUGCUGUUCAGAGAAAUUCUAAUGAACGAGAAGGACAUGGUGUGAACACUAGAGAAAAUAAGUACAUUCCACCUGGACAGAGGAACAGAGAUGUCCUGUCCUGGGGAAAUGGAAGACAAAACUCAACAAGGAUGGGCCAGUCUGCAUCAGGCCCACCAAUUUCAAGGUCUGGAUCCCAUACUUCAGAAUUCAGCCCUAACUCUGGAGCAGAUCAAAGAGUAGUUAACGGAGGUGUUCCCUGGCCAUCGCCUUGCCCAUCUCCUUCCUCUCGCCCACCUUCUCGCUACCAGUCAGGUCCCAACUCUCUUCCACCUCGGGCAGCCACCCCUACACGGCCGCCCUCCAGGCCCCCCUCGCGGCCCUCCAGGCCCCCGUCUCACCCCUCUGCUCAUGGUUCUCCAGCUCCUGUCUCUACUAUGCCUAAACGCAUGUCUUCAGAAGGGCCUCCACGGAUGUCUCCUAAGGCACAACGGCACCCUCGAGGUCACAGAGUCUCUACUGGUAGGGGUACAAUUUCAAGUGGCUUAGAAUUUGUAUCUCAUAAUGCACCAGGGGAAGCAUCUACUACUGCAGUGGCACGAGGCAGCCCUUCAGGUGGGACGUGGUCAUCAGUUGUCAGUGGGGUUCCAAGAUUAUCCCCUAAAACACACAGGCCUAGGUCUCCAAGGCAGAGCAGCACUCCCACGGGCCCAGCUCUGCCUUCUCCUCAGCCUGGUACUAUUCCUGCUGAAUCUGUUGCCAUGCCUGUUCCAGCUGCCUCUCCAACACCUGCCAGCCCUGCAUCCAACAGAGCAGUUACCCCUUCCAGUGAAGCUAAAGAUACUAGGCUUCAAGACCAGAGGCAAAAUCCUGCAGCUGGAAACAAGGAGAAUGUAAAGCCAAGUGAGACUUCUCCUAGUUUUCCUAAACCUGAAAACAAAGGUGUAUCUCCAAUUGUUUCAGAACAUAGAAAACAGAUUGAUGAUUUAAAGAAAUUUAAGAAUGACUUUAGGUUACAGUCCAGUUCUUCUUCAGAUGCAGUGGAUCAGCUGCUGAACAAAACCCGAGAAGGUGAAAAAUCAAGAGAUGUAGUUAAAGAAAAGACAGAAUCAACCCCUAAAGAAUCUAUCAUAGAAACUGGCAGUAAUACCAACUCGAAUGGUGGUAGUAGCAAACCUAAUAGUCCAAGUAUUUCUCCUUCAAUAAGUAAUAGUUCUGAGCAAAAGCGAGGGCCUGAGGUAACUUCACAAGGUGUACAGACAUCUGGGCCUGGAAGUAAACAAGAUAAAGAGGAUAAAGAGGAGAAGAAGGAUACUUCUGAGCAAGUUAGAAAAUCAACACUUAAUCCUAAUGCAAAGGAGUUCAACCCUCGAUCUUUUGCUCAACCGAAACCUUCUACUACUCCAACCUCCCCUCGUCCACAAGCUCAGCCCAGCCCCUCCAUGGUGGGUCAUCAGCAGCCAACCCCAGUGUACACUCAGCCUGUUUGUUUUGCACCAAAUAUGAUGUACCCGGUUCCAGUGAGUCCAGGCGUGCAGCCUUUGUAUCCUAUUCCCAUGACGCCCAUGCCAGUGAACCAAGCCAAGACAUAUAGAGCAGGUAAAGUACCAAAUAUGCCACAGCAACGGCAAGACCAACACCACCAGAGCACCAUGAUGCAUCCUGCCUCGGCAGCGGGCCCUCCAAUUGUAGCUACACCACCUGCUUAUUCAACACAAUAUGUUGCAUAUAGUCCCCAACAGUUUCCUAAUCAGCCUCUUGUGCAGCAUGUGCCACACUACCAAUCUCAGCAUCCUCAUGUUUAUAGCCCUGUAAUACAGGGCAACGCUAGGAUGAUGGCACCACCAGCACACGCACAGCCGGGUUUAGUAUCUUCCUCUGCAACACAGUAUGGUGCGCAUGAACAGACGCAUGCUAUGUAUGCAUGUCCCAAAAUACCAUACAGCAAGGAGACAGGCCCUUCUUUCUACUUUGCCAUUUCCACUGGCUCACUUGCUCAGCAGUAUGCCCACCCUAAUGCUACCCUGCAUCCGCAUCCUCCGCAUCCUCAGCCUUCUGCCACACCAACUGGCCAGCAGCAAAGCCAACAUGCUGGAAGCCACCCUGCUCCUAGCCCUGUGCAGCAUCACCAGCACCAGGCUGCUCAGGCACUCCACCUGGCAAACCCUCAGCAGCAGUCGGCCAUUUACCACGCAGGUCUAGCUCCAACCCCACCUUCCAUGACGCCAGGCUCCAACACGCAGUCUCCACAAAAUAGUUUUCCUACAGCACAACAAACAGUCUUCACCAUUCAUCCCUCCCAUGUUCAACCUGCAUAUACCAAUCCGCCACACAUGGCCCAUGUCCCCCAGGCUCAUGUACAGUCAGGAAUGGUUCCUUCUCACCCAACUGCCCAUGCUCCAAUGAUGCUAAUGACGACACAGCCACCUGGUGGUCCCCAAGCCGCCAUCGCUCAAAGUGCACUACAGCCCAUUCCAGUCUCGACAACAACACAUUUCCCCUAUAUGACGCACCCUUCAGGUGAGGAGUGUGUGCCCGGGAGACCUGCACCUUAACUGAGCCAGGUCGGAGUAGUGAGGAGAACUGUUAUGAACCAGAUUUGGGGAAAAAAAGGAAAAAAGAAAAGAACAAAAAAUAAUAAUGAGAACUGAGCCAAAUGUAUCGAUGUCCUUGCAGAGCACAGGCUGCCCAGGGCCAGCCCCACAGCCAGCCUGGCUGAGCCUGUGAGAUGUAGCUAAUUUAGCAGAGAUUUUGCUUCUCUGGAGCUGAAGCAGAGAAGUGGAGAACUCUGCAAACACUGUGGGACUGUGUUCUUCCAGGUUUUGCCAUGGUUUUGCCGUGGGGGAUGGAGUGUGUGUAGCCUGUUUAUGAUGAUCUGGGGGGUUGUUACCUUGACGGCGAUUGGUCUCGAGGGUAGGAGUGAAAAUGUUGCCUGGGGGAGCCCUGCUGGCUGUUGCUGUUAGACUUCUAAUGGCUGAAGUAAAGUGACAAUUGAAGUCUAACCUUUAAUUGAGAGUAACAUUCUGCAGCUUUACUUUUUGGCAAAAGUAGGUGCUGGAUGACUUCUUUCAGCUUUGCAUUUAACCUUAUCUAGGUUUCUUUAUUGUUGCUUGUUUCCAAGCAGCCUCUAAACUUACGUAGUGAAUUAGAUACCUGAUUUUGUUUCUUGGGGAAUGUGUGAGCAGAACAAGGCUGCUUUCUGAGGGCUUAGGCAGGGGAAAAUCAAACAAACAUCCCAAGGACAUCUUGAUAUGCAGGGUUUUGUUUUGUUCAUUUUAAAAAAAGAAAAGAAAAGAAUAAAAAAGUUCAGCUCAGUAGUUGUCCUGUGACCACUUUACUAGCAAACUGUUGUGUGGCUUGCCAAUUUAUUAUUUACAUUUGAACUUUUUUUUUACAGUACAAGCCCACCACCAACAGCAGUUGUAAGGCUCAUCUGGAAUAACUGAAAGGCUGGAUACCUUUUGUAGGCCAAAUACCCUCCUUCUACUGCUUCUGCCAACUGGAAGCACAGAAAACUAGAAUUUCAUUUUAUUUUGUUUAAAAAAAAAAAAUUGAUUUCUUGUAACAUCCACUAGGAAUGCUAACAGUUCAUCUUGCAGUGGGAGAGAUUCGGACUGAGUAGAGGCAUUUAGGAACUUGUGGGCUAUUCCAUAAUUCCAUGCACUGUAUCUGAGUCCUGCAAGUGCCCCAACUCUGCUUGCUGAAAACUGGAAGUUAUUUAUUUUUUAAUGACCCUUCAAAGUUAUGAACUCAUCAGCUAGCAAAAGAAGUAACAAGAGUGAUUCUUGCUGCUAUUAUCACUAAAAAUCAAGACUUGGAGAUCCCUUUUACUUCUAACUAAACUUGAAACAGGUUCAGUAAAAAAAAAAAAUUCUAAUCGUCAAACUGAUGAAUUAUUAUUUAUAAAUCACGUUUGAUGAGAUAAUCACUAUCGUGAGACAGUGAUGUAACUUUUAAGUUAAGAAAACUUUUACUUUGUAGAUAAUAUAAAAUAAAAACUUAAAAAAAAAUUAAAAAAUAAAAAAAGUUUUAAAAACUGA